UGUUGGGAAUUGCCUCAAAAGUAGACAAAGCUUGUCUACUUUUAAAUGGUGUGUGUAGAGAUAGGUUCCGCUUGUUGAACUGAAUGAGGAUGAUGUGUUCAGGGAGUUACCAAAUUAUUAGCAUCACAGUCAAUGCUUCAUAGACAAAGCUGCGUCAUUCGCACAUUAUUAAAGCACAUCAGCUUUGUCAUUGUUCCCUUUACCUUGACCAAUUAUGCUUUAGGACCUUAACAGCUUAGCAAUUGACCUGCACAUCAGGCUGGUUUGUUAUUCAUAUUGCUCCCCUUACAGCUUAUAAUACGAGCUUCUGAUUGAAUACAGGUUUGGAUAUGUGUAACAUUUGCUUUGUAAAACAACAAUACUGAGUUACCUAGCUAAUGAUAAUCAAGUCACAUAACGUUCUGAAACACACAGUGGCUUAUUACAGCAUGAGAAAAACAUUUUGGAAUCCCUGGAAACACUCACUCUGGGUACUGCACCUAGGCAGUAGCCAGUUAAAAGUAAUUGUUAUUAAGUCCUAUAUUUAUACUAAGCUUUAUAACCAUAAAUUAUUAUUAAAGUACAGUCGAUAUAGUAAUCCAACACAGUUAUGAUCAUAUUAUGAGGAACAAUAACAACAUGCUGGAAGUGUAACAGUCUGUAACUGUGUGUUUGAGUGCUUGUAUGGGAAUCUCACAAAAGGGAGUAAAGGGAGUGAUGUUGUAAUUGUGCUUUUUACAAUUGUAUGUGUUUUUUUUGUUUUUUUUUUACAGUGGAUUGAAUUUCCAGGGACGUCACAAAGUUACAGAGGAACAGGAAUUGGUUUAAAUUAUUUCGUUCAUUUAAUACAACUGAUUUCUGGUAUAUAUUUUACUGUUUCUGUGUGAGUUUUUGAAUUUCUAUAGGUUAGGUGAAGAUGCCUCGCCUGAAGAAGCACAACCGUUCCAUCGCGACCAAGAAGAGCAUGGAGGAACGCCUGGCAGCAGUGGUGGCAUCUGCGCCUCUGGUCUCCACCACUUGCUUCCCACCACCAACACGUGGUCCCUCACGUCGUGGUACUGGUCGUCGCCACCGUGUGAGCACCUGGCCAGUUUCACCCCUGACUGGCAGGAGUCACAAGAUGAUCAUCCCAGCCGAGUCACCUGACAAGAAGUUUGUUCUUUUUGUCGGUGAUUCCCACCUGCGCGCCAUUGUUGAUGGCCAUGUGAAGAUUUCGCACAAGCAGCUUUCUUUUGGUCUCAUGUCAACGCCAGGCGCUGACGCCAAGGACCUGAGGACUGAGAUGGUGAGUGCAGUCCUUCCCAGGACACCUGACCUUGUUUGUGUUCUUGCGCCCAGCAACAACUUGACUAAGGGGACAUUGGAUCAGGCUGCAGUGGACUUUGAGGAGCUUCUCACCAGUGCCUUGUCUCGGUGGCCGAAGUUGUUUGUCCUGGACUUCCCUCCGCGCCGGAACGUGGAUCAGGACUUGCAGGAACUUUUUCGCCAGGAGUUUCACCGUGUGGCUGCACGCAAGGGUAUGGCCCAAAAAUAUUUAGUUCAGUCUAAUUCAAGUGUGAGGUACUACUCUAUUGCAGAGUUUUUUCCUCUCAGCCAGCGUGACCUGUGGAGUUGGGAUGGGGUGCACCUGAGUGAUGGAUCUGGGAUGAGGACGCUGGUGACAUUGCUAUGCGACAAAUCCAGUCUGGAGCUAGCGAUGGCUGUUGCACAGGAGGAGUCGCGUAGCAUGUUGCCAGCUGUUCCUGCUCCUGCUCCUCGUCUGGCUCCGAGGUUGGUUGUGGUUGGAGAGGCCCGCUCUCCACGUCCGUUGCACAACCCAUUGGAUUGGAAGGUGGUUGAACCACGCAGGACGGGGAGCAGCUCGCCCCCUAAGGGAGGGAAGGUUCAGCUCAGGGAUUGUUACAUCCCUCUCACUCCUGUGUGGUUCAGCCCACCAAUGUUGGAGAUGAUGGACAGUGUCCGUCCGGGCAAUCUUGAUCAGAAGGAGCCCAGUACUUCUGCCAAGGGACCAACGGGGGUCAAGCGUCCUAGGAGCCCUUUUGCUCCAAAGAAGAGCUGUGGGAAACAGAAGGUGAAGGUGGAGGAGUGGCCUGAACUUCCCAAGGCUGUGUCGGUGGAAGUGGGGGAUUGGCCUGGAGUGCCCAAGGCUGUGGAGGAGGUCCCUGUGGAGCGUCCCCGCAGACGCAUUGUCUUCAAGAAGAGGCGUACUUCUCAGCAGCAGGUUGCAGCUGCAGAUGUUGUGGAGGUGAUGAGUGGACCAUCACCUGUGACCAUUGAAGACUGUCCCCCUCUGCACAGCUCCCCAGACCUCAUCCAAAGUUCCAUAUGAAGUUGUGAUUGUUAUGAAUUUAUUUGAAUUUGCAUUUAUAUGAUAUCAUGAGGAAAUAGCAAAAAAUAAAUACAUGUAAUACCAACAUUAACAACUGUUAAUAAAAGUUUGUCAUAUUGUAAUCCUU
Molecule: messenger RNA, 2435 nt
Organism: Solea solea (common sole)
Lineage: Eukaryota; Metazoa; Chordata; Actinopteri; Pleuronectiformes; Soleidae
Exons: 14
Coding region: 896-2308 (470 amino acids)
Source: RefSeq, a predicted model, not a curated record